AUGGUGCAGACGGUAAUCCCGCUCAUUUCCCAUACAACAAACCCAUCUGUGGCCCAGCCUGUGCGUCGGUUGGACCCAUUUGCACCUAUUCACGCGACUACCUCGGCACCCCCCAGUUCACCCCAGGCCCGGGUGUUUCCCCUGGGAAAUCAGGCGGGGGGAAACCCUCCCGGUCGACCCGAGCAUGAGGCGAUGUCUACGGAAUCAGCGAGCUCUCUUCGGGUCCAACUGCACUUUCUCAGUCAACGACUCGAAGAAAUACAGAGAGAGGUCCGAACCUCAAAGGGGGAGCCUGGGGACGAGGCGCGCCGGGGGUCACCGUUCGCGGUCGAAAUACGGGAUCAGCCGGUGCCCGCAAGCUUUCGACUCCCCUCCCUGGACGCCCAUGACGGCACCACCGACCCCGCCGACCACGUGGCCGCCUUUCGGGCUCAGAUGAUGCUAUACGGAACCUCUGAUGCUUUGAUGUGCAAGGCGUUUCCCACGACCCUGAGAGGCUCGGCCCGCGCUUGGUAUAGCGGUUUGAAGACCGGGGGAAUCACCUCCUUCGACCAGCUCACCGAGGAGUUCGAGCUCAACUUCUUGGCUUUGGCUCGACCAAAGCCAUCCAUCGCCCUACUCCUCGGACUGAACCAAAAGGAGGACGAACCUCUCUCUCGUUUUGUGAACCGAUUCGCCACUGAAAUUCGAGGCUUAUCAGGUGCUCACCCCUCUUUAUUGAUGCAGGCAUUUAUGGCGGGUCUCUGUCCCUCUAGGUUCUUUUGGUCCCUUAUGGAACGACCCCCCACCGCUGUCUCAGAAAUGCUCCAGCGAGCCAAUCACUAUGUCGCGGUAGAAGCCUGGAUGUCCGGGAGACACGAGGAGAAUAAAAGGCCCCGGGCAGAACCACCGACUGGGCAGCUAGCCGAUGGGAAGGGGCUGCUCCGAACCCCCACCCCGAUGAGGAACCCCCAGGAGCUCGCGGACAAAAUGAGAUAUUGCCACUUCCACCGACAAAACGGGCAUGAUACGGAAGAGUGCCGCGAGCUGAAGCGACAGAUCGAGGAGCUGUUUCGAAGGGGGCAUCUCGGCCACUACCUACGGCAAAAUAAAGAGCUUUCCCCACGGCCCGAGGGCCCCGUCGAAAGGCAGAUUGAUGUCAUCACGGGCGGCCUAGCGUUUGGGGGAAACAGUAUGACUGGGCGGAAAGCAUACGCCCGCGCCCCAAUGGCCGAAGACCCCGGGCACGGGCCCGCGCCUGAGGUCACGUUUCCAGCUGAGAGAAUCGAACCGCCCGAACACGAUGACGCGUUGGUGGUGGCUGCCAGAAUCACCAACGCCCAA
Messenger RNA from Musa acuminata subsp. malaccensis (wild Malaysian banana), 1323 nucleotides. NCBI's taxonomy places the organism in Eukaryota, Viridiplantae, Streptophyta, Magnoliopsida, Zingiberales, Musaceae. The record is from RefSeq and is a predicted model, not a curated record.